This is a messenger RNA of Synchytrium microbalum, 1035 nucleotides long. RefSeq lists its product as uncharacterized. Gene Ontology annotation, biological process: protein lipoylation. Gene Ontology annotation, molecular function: lipoyltransferase activity. The transcript is spliced from 5 exons. The coding region runs from base 1 to 1035 and encodes 344 amino acids. NCBI's taxonomy places the organism in Eukaryota, Fungi, Chytridiomycota, Chytridiomycetes, Synchytriales, Synchytriaceae. Gene Ontology annotation, cellular component: mitochondrion; cytoplasm. The record is from RefSeq and is a predicted model, not a curated record.
AUGAGCAAGUUGGCAAGAGUCGAGUGUUUCUUGUCGCGUAUUACGGAUCCAUACACCAAUCUGGCCCUAGAAGAUUGGUUGUUUCAACAAAAGACAGCUUCAAGCUACGUUUUAUUCUUGUACAGGAAUUCUCCAAGUGUCAUCAUUGGAAGGAAUCAAAAUCCAUGGCGAGAAUGCAAUCUACGGUUGAUCAAAGACCAUCAUGUGCCGCUAGUACGAAGGAGAAGUGGUGGAGGAACUGUAUAUCAUGACUUGGGAAACACCAACUACUCGUUAAUGAUGCCUCGUCAAGACUUUUCACGCAGUCGUGGUGUCCAACUAAUAUGUCGAGCACUCCACCAACUCGACAUCCCAGCCUCUGAAAACACUCGACACGAUAUAACGAUAUCAGAUCGAAAAGUAUCUGGAUCUGCAUUCAAAAUCGUUAACGAUCGAGCAUACCAUCACGGCACUAUGCUUAUACACUCCAAUCUAAGCCAUUUGAAACAGUAUCUUGCUAAAGAUGCCAAGUCUGGAUUGGCUGGUAGUAGUAUUCAGGGGAGAGGGGUUGAGAGUAUCGCGUCUCCUGUUACAAGACUGGCGAAUCACUCAUUGACGAUUACGCAUUUGGGGUUUGUGGAGGCUGUGGUUGAUGAGUUUGUAAAGAGUUUCGGGGGUAGAGAUGUCACCUGGAGUGGACUUGACUAUGAACGUGCUGCUACUACGGCGAAGGGUGAUGUAGAGCUUAAAGUGCUAGAUGAUGAAUUUAUAGAGGAGCAUGAGGAGGUGGCUGAAGGUGCGGAGUCUCUUAAGACAUGGGACUGGACAUUUGGGCAAACGCCUCUAUUCACACAUACUCUAUCACCUCUCUCAACUGCAAAGGGAAUCGUACAAGCUACCUUCACUGUAGAUAACGGCAUCAUUGUUGAUUCAGCGGUGACUGGUCUCAACGCUGAAAUCUUCAAGGGACAACGAUACGAUGCAUCAUCGCUAGAGACAUGGACUGAUACAUUGGAUGAUGAUAUCAUGAAUUGGUUUAAACGUGAGAUUACAUAG